Molecule: messenger RNA, 1691 nt
Organism: Paramecium sonneborni
Lineage: Eukaryota; Ciliophora; Oligohymenophorea; Peniculida; Parameciidae
Source: the annotation of a GenBank genome assembly
AUGAAAUUAAAGAAAUAAUCAUCUUAGAAAGAGACAUCCAAAAAAGAAUAAAAAAAGAGUAAAAUCAAUUGAUAUAACUUAGUGAGAAGAGGAUUCAAAGCUUGUAAAUAGUGUGGUGCAGAACUUCACAUUCAUUAAAAAAUCUGUAAAAAUUGUUAGCAUGAAAAUACAUUUGUAAAUAAAGUUUCUUAUACAUAAUCUAAAAAUAAUCCUAUUGAUUUUUUUAAAAAGAUUGCUGAAAAUUAAGCUGGAGGUAAUUUUUAGAAUUUUAUGAUCUUAUAUAGAAAAUAUUAUAAAAAAAAUAAAAAAAGUUCCUUAGAUACUAAUGACUCGUAUUAAUGUACAUAAGAAAUCUUUUUUAUAUAACAAUGAAAGUAAUAUAGAUUUAAAUCUAAUAAAAUCUUUUUACAAUAAUUCAAUAAAUCCAGACAAUAUUGAUUUAACCUAAAGAUGUGAAUUUAAAUUAAGCAAUAAUUAAAUUAUUGUUGAUUCUAUAAUUGUUGAAAGUGGCCAAUUCUAUAAAUUAGAAAAGGGUUACUUACUUUAUUUUGGUUGUUCUUUAUUGAAUAUAGUAAUAAAUAAAGGUGUUAUUUUAGCGAGUAUUUAAAAAAAUUUAUAUGAUAACCAAUAGUUUAGUUAGUUGCAUUUAUAUGGCAAGACUUAUGAUGGUUAAGGAAUAUUAGCAAUUAUAUAAAAAUAAAAAAUUCGAUUUAUGGAUCAUUAGGAAGGUGCCAUUACUUAAAUGAAAUUUCAUCCAUAAUACAUAACAACAAUUGGCACUAUUAAUUCAAAUGGUAGUUUUACCAUUCUAUCUUUAAUCAAUACUUAGACUGACAGUUUGUAAAUAUUUUGUAAAAUUGUAAUUCCUAAUUAAAUUUUGAAUUGUUUCGAUUGGUGUCCCAGUAAUGAAUCUAAAAUAUCUGUUGGAGAUUAAGAGGGCAAUAUAUACAUAAUAGAAAUUAAAGGUGAGAAUUUUUAAAUAGUCAAUUUCCUUGAAUCAUAUCAUAGGGGAAUAAUUAAAGAUCUUUAGUUUUAUAUUCAUAAUGAUAAUAAUUAAUCAUUAUUAUUGAGUGGUGGGUAUGAUGGUAAUCUUAAAAUAAUCAAUCCCAUUAACUCUUAAGAAAUAUUCAAUAAACAUAUUACUUCAAAGGGUAUUUCAUAAGUGAAAUGGGAUAGAGGUGGUAAAUUUAUAUUAUGUAUCAAUGAUGAUCCAAAUUAAAAGGCUUUAAUGUUUUGUUUCUUUUCUACAAUUAAAAAAGAUUCAAAUCAAAUUUUAUAGAAUGUAGAAAAAAGACUACUAUAACCAUUAACUGGAGAUGAUGAAACUUAGGUAAAUUUAAUUUUUAUGUAGAGUUGUGCUUUUAAUCCUUUCCAUCAUAAAAUAUAUUUUGCUUCAUAGAAUGGUACAAUUUAUGCAGCUGAUAUCGAACAAAUUAGAAAGUAAGCCAUAAAAAAGGAAAAGAAAUAAACUUAUUAAUCUUAAGUGGUUCAUUUUGGUUAAGUUCUAUUAGAAAAUAACACAAUUUAAUACAUUUCAUCAAAAAAUUCAAUAAAUUACAAGAAAAACAUUUAAGUAUAUUUUAGAUAUAAAAUAGUAAUAUGAUUGGAGUUAAGGUUAUCAUUUUAUAGAUGUAGAUGAAUCAGGAAAUUUAAUUUUAGGAAAUCUCCUUGGAAUUUUGAUUAUGUUAUGA